Molecule: messenger RNA, 1404 nt
Organism: Fusarium sp. VM40
Lineage: Eukaryota; Fungi; Ascomycota; Sordariomycetes; Hypocreales; Nectriaceae
Source: the annotation of a GenBank genome assembly
AUGAAGGUGAACCAUCUUUUCGUUCUUGUUACCGGCCUCCAAGGCGCAUUUGCCAAGCCCAAACCUGUGUACCAUGAGGUCGAUGUUGCCAUUGUUGGUGGUGGCGCAACUGGUGCUUAUGCGGCGGUCAGGCUGAGGGAAGACUACAAGAAAAGUGUUCUUGUGAUUGAGAAACAAAACCGACUUGGUGGACAUGUUCAUUCUUAUAAGCCAAGCGACAGCGACAGGCCCAUCAACUACGGUGUCCAGGCGUACCUCAACCGAAAAACAACUGCAGCCUUCUUCAAGCGAUUCAACGUCGGCCUGAUUGACCCAGAUAUCGUUAGCUCUGCCGAUCUUCUGUUUGCAACCAAGAACAUCGAUUUUGCAACCGGCAAGGACGUAGAUGUGGACUACGGAGUCAUCAACGCGACUGUCAGCCUAGCCGAAUAUGUUGCAUUGGCAAUCAAAUAUCAGCCUUGGUUUGAGAAUGGCUAUUUCCAGAAAGGAGAGGUCCCCGAUGAUCUUCUCCUUCCUUUCGGCGAGUUUCUGAACAAAUACCAGAUUGGCAGCUCCCUAGCAAUCCUCCGCACUCUGAUUUGGCUGUCGGAUGCUUACAACACACCAACAUGGUUCGUCCUAGCUGUGGUUGGACAGCCCCAACUCGCCGCGUUUGGAUUCGGUCUCACCGGUCCAUCGUUCAAGUGGCCCGAGACCUACUCGUCUGAGACUCUGUUCGACCGCGUUUUGGAUUUGAUCAAAGACGACGUUCUUCUUGAGAGCACCGUCGCCUCGAGUCGUCGUACCGCAAAGGGCAUUGAACUCGUCGUGAAAACCCCUUCCGGGGAACAGCAUGUCAAAGCCAAGAAGCUCUUAUUCGCAGCAACCCCAUCUCCAGAUAACGUUGGAACUUGGGAUCUCGAUAAGAAGGAGAAGUCUCUUUUCUCCAAGUUCUCCUGGGAGACACUCUACGUCGCUGUCGUUGGCAAAACAGACCUCCCCUCCGACGUCGUUGGCAUUCGCAACGCACCAGACAACGCAACAAACUACUACCUUCCUGGUGGAGAUUUUGUCGAUGCUUACACUCGCGCCGGUAAGAAGGAUUUGUGGACAACCCGUGUCAUCGGCCGUGCCAAUCUCACCGCCAAGAAGGCUCGGUCCAUGAUGAAGCAAGUCUUCGGCAAGAUUGAUGAGGCAGGCACUUACGACGUCAGCGAGCCGAAUAUCCUUGCUUUUGCUUCACACGGAUUGACUGUACCGAAGGUGUCUCCCAAGGAUCUCCAAGCUGGCUUCUACCAGAAGCUGUAUGCGCUCCAGGGUCAGCGCAACACAUUCUGGACUGGACUUACUUGGGCUCCUGACUAUACUCCUAUUCUUUGGGAUUUUACCGAGAAGCUAUUCCCUCAAAUUCUCGCCGGUAUUUGA